UGGUCUUGAGUUUCUACUUUCUAUUGUCGUCUGGGUUCUCAGAACCGCGGCAAUGUUUCAGGUACCUAUUCACUGUUCUCAUGCGCCUUGCCUCCUACCUAACACCUUUGCAGCGCCUUCGCGACGCCAUCGACUCUCGCAUCGCAGAGGAACAAGCCCGCCAAAAGUCCGCUCAGGAUAAUAUCGAGCGCUCCAACUCUGCUCGCCGUCCCGGACGCAACCAGUCCCCGAGUCGGCGCUCCCGUCCAAGACGCAACACCGGUACCCCCGUUCGAGGACCCGACCCUAAGGAGUUUGAGGCUGAAUUCACCAUCGGGGAUGACGAUGAAUCUAGCAGGUCCGGUACUCCUCAAACAGACACUCCAGAAGCUGCCUCGGAGGUAAGCGCCUCUAACGAGGGAGAGAGCGGGAUGGUCGAAGGCAAACAGACAGAGACGCUCCGGAAAGAGAUGGGAGAGGAGAAAGAGGUCAAAGAGACACCAGUUGUGCUUCCGCCUGAUGUUCGCGCUAAACUCCGACGACUUGAUAAGCUGGAGUCCCGAUACCAUGAAUUGCUCAAAGCUUACCGCACCGCUCACUCCCGCGUCCUAUCCAUUGAGCCCUUCGAAGCUGCUCUGCGCGAAAACACCCCGCUCACUUCGAUUGGCGAACCCAAAGCUUUCACGGAAUACCUCAAUCAAUCAAGCUUGAAAAGCGACAUGGUUAUGGAAGAGCUGAAGCGCGUCACCGAAGAAAGAGAAGAUUUCAGAAAGAAGUAUGAAGCAGCACAAAAGGCUACCAAGGAUGCCCUGGAUGAAGUUGCUGGCCUCAAACAGGAGAAACCCCAGACCGGGACAACUAAGGGGACAGACGGAACCGAGGAGCAAGCUAGUGAAGAGUUCUUUUCAUUCGAUAAUGAAAUUCCCCGAUUGGAAGGCGAACUGAAGGAGAAGAAAGAAGAGGUUGAGAACCUGAAAACCGAGGUCGAAAAGCUUAAGCGUGAUAUGUCUGUCACCCGCGAGUCGACCGAAGGCAUGGUGCAGAAUUUGGAGACAGCUACCCGUGAGCUCGUUGAGCUGCGCGAAACCAAGGAUAAUCUGGAUGCUGAAAUUGAGACUCUGCAAACCUCUAAGAAGGCCGAUGUUGAUGAUCUGAAGGCGAAGCUUGCAACUGCGGAAUCCUCUAUCAAAUCCACCACAUCCGAGGUUGAGAAGCUCAAGUCGCAGGUCAAAGAGAAGAGCGAGGAAAUCGAAAAGCUCCAGAAGCAAGCUUCCGAAAGAACCGAACCUAAUUUAGACCUUGCUGCUGAGUUGGAGACGACUAAGGAGGAAAAGAAAUCGGACGAGAAAAAGCUCGUUGUGCUCCAGGGCUUAGUUGACAGUCUCCGAUCUCAGCUUAAGGAAACCGAGUCUACCGUUUUGAAACUGAAGACCGAGGACGACGAGCGGUGUGAAAGUUAUGCCAAACUACAAGAUAUUUUCGACUUUAUGGAUGGCAACUUGAAAGAAAACACGACGUGGGUAUCUGCUAAGGAGAAAAUCUUCGCUGGAGAGCUAGCCGACUUCAGUGAGGUUGUCAAGUCCCUAGCGCCGGCCAAGGAAGAGCCUACUGCUGCUGCUCCUGCUCCUGUCUCUGCCCCCACCCAAGGAGAAACACAGCCUGCUCAAGCUACUGGUGGUGGCGGCAGUGGAGGGAAAAAGAAGAACAAGAAGAAGAAGAAGGGUGGCAAAGCGGAGGCACCUUCUACCCCAGCCGAUGCACCUCCUGCAGAGCAAUCGCCCCCAGAGGCGCCUGUCACAGCUACCAAAGAGCUGGAUGAACUCAAGCAAAAGAUUGAAUCCCUCACCCAGCAAUUGUCUGAAAAGGAGGCCGCCAUCGAUCGACUCAGUUCUAAGCUGAAGGGCGAGAGCAAUUUGAAGGAGGAGAUCGAGUCCCUGCGCGACGACCUUGUCAGCAUCGGCCAGGAGCAUGUGGAAGCGAAGGAUAAAAUCAAGGAGCUUUCAGCAGAAAAGACUUCCCUUGAAGAAACUAUCAAUAAGCUCGAGAAGGAAUUGGUCGAACUCCGCACUAGCAACGCGACCGCAGCUGAGUCGGAGAAGGCGCACACCUCACUUAAAGAGGAAUUCAAUAACCUCAAGGCACGCUCUGCUACCUUGGAGACCGAUCUUUCUGCUGCCCAGCAGCUGGCUGCCACUCGCUUCAAGGACCUGACAGACCUCCGUGAGACUCUUCAGAAAGUUCAGCCCGAGCUGCGCAGCCUACGUGCUGAGUCUUCGGAGUUAAAAACCCUGAAAGAAACCCUCACCAGCAAAAAUUCCGACUUAAAGACCCUUGAGGCCAAGCAUGAGGAUCUGCGUGCUGAGCUGAAGACCUCCAGGUCGAAACUUUCAGAGCGUGACACAGAAGUGGACACUCUCAACAAGAAGAUCGGACAGGAGACCGAAAGCCGAUUGAAGGCCGAAGAAGACCUUGCUGUUACCCAAUCUAACCUGCGCACUGCUGAGAGCAAAAAGCAAGAUGCUAUCAAUGCCAGAGACAAGACUACCGGCGACCUCUCCAGGGCCCAGGAAGGGUUGAAGAGUACUCGCGCCAAGAUGCGGGAGAUGGAUGAGCAGAUUUCUCAGCUGAACAAGGAACUCGGAAGCCUCCGAGACGAGAUCCAGCUAAAGACAGCUCAGCACAGUAGCGCGCAGAGCCUGAUGAACAGCAUGCGUGACCAGACCACAGAAGUUGCAAUGCAAAUGAAGGAGGCCCGUGAGCGGUGCGAGAGCUUGGAUGAAGAAUUGGCUGACGCUCACCGUCUACUAAGUGAGCGAACCCGCGAAGGCGAGACCAUGCGUCGUCUGCUCAAUGAUAUCGAGGGUCGUUCGGAGUCCAAGGUGCGAGACUUUAAGGAACGCAUGGAGGCUGCUAUCGAAGAGCGAGACCGCAUCGAAGAUGAGGCAAGCACCCAAGGUCGACGCCGUGCUCGCGAGGUGGAAGAACUCAAGGGUAAGGUCCGCGAAGCCGAGCGCGCCCUGCGCACGGUAGAGCAGGACAAGGAGGAGCUUGAGCAGUCCCAAAAGGACUGGCGCCGCCGUCGUGAUGAGCUUGAGUCAGUAUCUGAAAAGUCAUCACAGGAAGUGACAGAGAUUCGACAGGCCAUGGCUGGUCUACGCGAUGCCCUCGACGAAAGCGAGAAGCAAAUUCGCGAUCUUGAAAAGGACAAGGCAGAGCUUCGUCGCUCAGUGGAGGAGACAAACAGCCGACUGGAGAAGCUUCGAAGAUCCCACAAAACUCUUGGAGAGGAUGUUCGCUUGCGUGGCUCCCUGUCUCAACAAUCCUCGCGGUCAUCUCUGGAUUCAGGCUCUCGCCGGGCAGUUGUAUCUCCUGGCAGGAGCGAGUCUGUUGCCGGCCCACCCAGCAAUGCAUCUAUUGACUACAUGUACUUGAAGAAUGUCCUUCUCCAAUUUUUGGAACAGAAGGACAAGAACUAUCAGAAGCAGCUGAUCCCUGUUCUGGGAAUGUUACUCCAUUUCGAUCGGCACACCCCAACUAACGCCAAGUACUCUGUAGAUGUCCCCCUCAUCCUUCAGUUCAUCUGUGAACUAGCCGACUACGAAAAAGCCCUCCAUGAAGUCGAAGCCACCGAAGAAUCCCUCUUAGCAACCCUCUCCUUCCCCGAUACCCCGCCUCGGCGCGGCGCUGUCUACACAGCUCUCAUAACCCCGCCAGCCACAGCCGAGACUCCGAACCCAACCCCCGUCGGCAUGGCCAUGUACUUCUACAACUACUCAACCUGGCGAUCUGCUCCUGGUAUCUACCUCGAGGAUCUGUAUGUGCAGCCUAGCGCGCGGGGUAGCGGGUACGGCUUCAAGUUGCUUAAGUACCUUGCUAAGCAGGUGCUUGAGGCGUCGGGUCGGCGGUUGGAGUGGAGUGUGCUCACCUGGAACGAGCCUAGUAUUAAAUUCUAUGAGCAGGCUGGUGCGCGCGGUAUGGACGAGUGGAUGAAGAUGAUGGUUGAGGGAGAUGCGUUGACUCGUUUGGCGCAGGAUGUAUAG
Penicillium vulpinum is the source of this 4019-nucleotide messenger RNA. RefSeq names its product putative vesicle-mediated transport protein (Imh1). Gene Ontology annotation, cellular component: Golgi apparatus. Lineage: Eukaryota; Fungi; Ascomycota; Eurotiomycetes; Eurotiales; Aspergillaceae. Gene Ontology annotation, molecular function: acyltransferase activity, transferring groups other than amino-acyl groups. The coding region runs from base 81 to 4019 and encodes 1312 amino acids. The transcript has 3 exons. The record is from RefSeq and is a predicted model, not a curated record.